AUGUCUUUAUUUUCAUGGAUAUGGAUGGUAACUGCUGAAGAAAAAUGUAAAGGAUAUCGUUCUUGGAGAUUUACCGUGGUACCUGGAAAUAUUUAUUUCUUGAAACCUAUUGAAAUUCAAUUUAAUAAACCAUCUUUCCAUUAUAAAGCUGGACAAUAUUUAUUCUUAAAUAAACCCGCUAUAUCUAAUUGUUUAAGAAUUGGCGGAUCUUAUGGUGCACCAGCUGAAGAUAUUUCGUAA
Diversispora eburnea is the source of this 240-nucleotide messenger RNA. NCBI's taxonomy places the organism in Eukaryota, Fungi, Glomeromycota, Glomeromycetes, Diversisporales, Diversisporaceae. The record is from the annotation of a GenBank genome assembly.